Molecule: messenger RNA, 5592 nt
Organism: Labrus bergylta (ballan wrasse)
Lineage: Eukaryota; Metazoa; Chordata; Actinopteri; Labriformes; Labridae
Gene: dse
Product: dermatan sulfate epimerase
Molecular function (GO): chondroitin-glucuronate 5-epimerase activity
Source: RefSeq, a predicted model, not a curated record
UUCCCUCCGCUCUCUCUCUCUCUCCCUCUCUCUCUCUCUCUCUCCCCUAAAACAAAACUUUUCAAUCACAUUGAUCACCACUCUGGAAAUCUCUGCUGCUGUGACGAGAAAGAAAUGAGCGUGGAGACGACGGGGACACGGAUCUGUGAGCAGAGCUUCUGACAGCUGAGCUCCUUCGGCUCUGCCUCAGUCCCCCCUCUCUGAUGAGACGAUGAGAACCCACACCCGCGGGGCCCCCACAGUCUUCUUCAUAAGUCUGCUGUGGCCCCUGCUCGCCCCGGCAGCAGCGGCUGCGAAGGUGGACCCCAGCGGCGGAAUCCCCUUCAUGGGAGGCAACUACGAUGGUCACCCCAUGCUGUACUUCAGUCGGGGGGACGUGGAGGAGCUGCAGUACGCCGCCGCGGGGACCCACCGGGACAUGGCGAGGAGGAUCCGCGAGGCCGGGGAGACCAUGCUGGAGCACCCGGAGGAGUACCUGCCCCCCUGGAGCCCCGCCGAGUUCAGCGCCCGCUGGAACGAGGUGUACGGAAACAACCUGGGCGUGCUGUCCAUGUUCUGCCUGCUGUACCCGCACCGGGCCGGGGCCCUCGACCUCGCCAAGGACUACAUGGAGAGGAUGGCAGCUCAGCCUAGUUGGUUGGUCAAAGACGCCCCCUGGGACGAGGUUCCUCUGGCGCACUCUCUGGUCGGGUUUGCCACCGCCUACGACUUCCUCUACGAGUACCUGAACAAGGGCCAGCAGGAGCGCUUCCUGCAGGUGAUCGGCAACGCGUCGCGCCUCAUGUACGAGAAGUCGUACGUGCGAGGCUGGGGGUUCCAGUACCUGCACAACCAUCAGCCUACCAACUGUGUGGCUCUGCUCACAGGAAGCCUGGUUUUCAUGACACAAGGCUACUUGCAGGAGGCCUACCUGUGGACCAAGCAGGUUCUGUCCAUCAUGGAGAAGUCUAUGGUCCUCCUACAGGAUGUGACGGACGGCUCUCUGUUUGAAGGAGUGGCCUAUGGGACGUACACCACCCGCUCUCUGUUCCAGUACAUGCACCUGGUGCAGCGUCACUUCGCCAUCGGACACUUCGACCACCCCUGGCUCCUCAAACACUUCGCCUUCAUGUACCGGACCAUCCUUCCCGGGUUUCAGCGGACUGUAGCCAUCGCAGAUUCAAACUACAACUGGUUCUACGGUCCAGAGAGCCAGCUGGUCUUCUUGGACCGCUAUGUGUUGCGUAACGGCAGUGGAAACUGGCUGGCAGACCUGAUUCAUCAGAACAGGGUGAUCGAGGGGCCGGGACAGGCUGGGAAAGGACAGAGAUGGUGUACACUCCACACAGAGUUCAUAUGGUAUGACCCCAACCUGAUUCCCAAGCCUCCUUCCGAUUUUGGCACACCUCGACUCCACCACUUCGAGGAUUGGGGCGUGGUGACUUACGGCAGUGCUCUACCUGCAGACACCAACCGCUCCUUCCUGUCCUUCAAGUCAGGGAAGCUGGGGGGUCGGGCCAUCUUCGACAUCGUCCACAAGAACAAGUACAAAGAGUGGAUCAAAGGAUGGAGGAACUUUAACGCCGGCCACGAGCACCCGGAUCAGAACUCUUUCACCUUUGCGCCCAAUGGUGUCCCGUUCAUCACUGAGGCACUGUACGGACCCAAGUACACUUUGUUGAACAAUGCAGUGCUGUUCGGCUCGGCCACGUCAGGGAGCUGCUUCAAACCGUGGACUGGACAGGUCACAGAGGUCUGCGAUUCAAAGUGGUUGAGGUACAAGGUGGGGCUGGCUGCUGACGCCCAGGGCCGAGUGGAGGCCGCUCUGGAGAGACAGGGAAUGGUCUUCAUCCGUGGCGAGGGAAGUUCUGCUUAUUCCCCUGAGCUGAAGAUUAGAAACUUCCAGAGGAACGUACUCCUCCUUCACCCGCAACUCCUGCUCCUGGUGGACCACAUCCACCUGGAUCCAGACAGCCCAACGAGGGCCAUGAGCGCCUUCUUCCAUAACACGGAGCUCCCGUUCCAGGGGACGAAGAUAGACGGAGUUCAUGGAGCAUUUGUUUCUCAUGGGGAGGAUAAAUAUAAGAUGUUCUGGAUGGAUGACACAGGCUUCAGUCACAAAGGGGUGGCAGGGUACUGGAAUUACCCUCGAGGGUACCCGUACAAUGGAUCCAACUAUGUGAACGUCACUAUGCCGCUCAGGUACCCUCACUCCAGAGUGGCCUACAUUUUCUUUGGACCAGGCGUGGAUGUACAGAGUUUCAGCCUGCGUGGAGACGAUCAGAGAGUAGAUAUCUACCUGGCCACCAAAGAUCACACCUACACCAUCUACCUGCUGACCGGAGAAGUCACCAGUAAGCCGCUGUUCGCCAUGGUGCUGCAGGACCACAAGAAGAUCGUGUUUGAGAAAACGGCGGCCGUGGCGGAAUCCUCACCUGAGGAGGUGGAGGAAUACGUCAACGUGAUGGACGACAACCUCCAGCACGUCAAGCCAGUCUUCCAGCAGAUGGAGAGGCACAUCCUCGGACGGGUUCUCAACACCGCCAGCUUCCGCAAGACCGCGGAGCGCCUCCUCCAGUUCUCCGACAAGAAGAAGACCGAGGAGGUAAUCGAGAGGAUGUUUGCCAUGUCAAAAAAGCAGGGGAAGGGCAAAGGGGGAAGGAAGGUGAACCUUGGGGAGAAGCUUUCUGAAAGUCUACCUGAUCUUUUUGCACAGAUCGAGGUCACUGAGAAGAAGGAGAGGCAGAGGACUUCAAAGCGUACUUAUGAGGACAGUCCAGAGGAGGGAGAUGCAGACUCCAGGGCCUUUAUGGAUUAUCCAGAUGGCCGUAAAAACAGAAAAGGUGCCUUUGUCAAAGGCCGCAAGUUUAAGGAGGUUCACAUGGUGGCCACAGUGGGGAGCGAGGGUCUCUCCAACACCGCCUCCUACAUCAGACUCUUCCUCCUCCUGAACACGGCCACCUUCUUCCUGCUGCUGGCCGUGUUACUGACUCGCUUUCAGAGGGGGCGGAGCUUGCACACACAACGAUGCUUCUACACCGUCCUCGUCAUAGACUGCUUCAUCUUACUGUACCUCUACUCCUCCUGCUCUCACACACAGUGCUAACAUCAGGAGCGAGCGGGAGGGGCCGUCCAACCUCAGAUCACAUGAGCUAUCACAUGAGCUGCUUUCACACAUGCACUCCUGAAAAGUUCUAGAAAAUGUAGACAACCCCCUUCCAAAAAAAAAAUACUUGGGGGCUGGCAGGAGUAAGAAGUAUGUCACAUAAUGCAGCUUACCCGGAAAACUUCAGGAGUUUUAUGCAAGUGUGAAAGCAGCCAUGUUGAACGAAAUGCACCCAACACCUCAGCCUGAACCCGACCUUAUAACAGAGGAUUUGGGCCACUUUUAGAGAUAAAUCUUAAAUGUAAGUUGAAUUGAAGUUUUUAUUGUGUCAUACAUUCAUUUAUAUGCCCAGACGUUUGAGGAGCAGAGUGCAGAGGUCAAUUCAUUGUCAUGGAACAAACAGAGAAAGCAAAAGCAAGAUAAACCCUCAUUAAACCGACUAUCUUCUCAUCUUUUCCAAGCUUUUGAGACAAAAUUAGCAAGCUUAAACAGACAUUCCAGUUUUUGCACACCUGUCCACCCCAAUAUUUCAGGUUUUUGACGAGCUACUUCAUGAAACAGUCAUUCUCUUCAUAGUCAAAUAUCAAAGAAAAUGGGACUCAGUUUCUACUUCAUCCAAAUCACACAUCUCUCAAAGUCAGUUUUCUUCUUGAAUAUUUUUGAAUCGACCAACUUCAAUAGUCAGAGGGAGAAUAGUAGAUCUUUAAUGUGCGACCAAGGAUCUUUGGCUUUUAGCGACAUGUUAAUUAUAAUUCAGGCAUAAAAUUCUGAAAAAUUGAUCUGCACACAUGUCCUUAGUUUUGGCUUGGACAGAAUGUUUUGAAGCCAUUUUUAUUCAUACUUCAUCAAGAGCUUAUCUUGAAGUUUGAUUUUUGAAAAAUAUCUAAAUAAAUAUUCAAGAUGUUUAACACAAAAAGGGUUGAAUCAUCAAUGUAAAAUGUCAUGAUUAGACACUCAAAAUAGUCCCAAAUGUGACAAGCUGCUUCUAUGAUACUUACUACAUAUACCUCUCUGCAGACUGUUGUGUAUGUGUAAGGUUACUAUUUUACUCUUUUAUGGCUGUUACACUUUUGGAGCCAUUCUAAAUGUUAAACUUUAUAAAUGUAUUUCUUUCCUCAUGACAUUAGGAGCUUAUUAACAUCGAUAUCUGUUUUAAAUCACAGGUUUGUUUUCACACAUUCAUGGUUUCUAUGCCUCUGCAAUGGCAACAAUCUUGGCUGGAAGAUUUUAGUGUUCAGGUUCAUCCUCCGUCCUCCUGUCUGUCCAUAUGUCCAUGUUCAUAAAUAAUAUCAUAUCAUAAUGUAAUAUUUGAAGAAUGUUGUUGGUCAUUUUUUCAUAUUUGCAUAACUGUCCUACUGGAGUCACGGAUGAAUCGAUCUGAGAUUGAAAAAACAACAACUUUUUAUGUGAAAUCAUAAUGUGUUUAUAUACCUGAUUUACUAAGAAGAAGUUUGAUGUUCAAAGGUCACUGUGACCUCACGUCCAUCCAAUCCUAUCCAUCCAUCCAUUUCUUUCAGUUAUCCUGGGCCGGAUCGCUGCCAAGCAACCCUUCAGAGAAAACUAAUUUCAGCCACUUAUUUCCUCAAUCUCAUUCUUUUGGUCGCUAGCCAAAGAAUUAGAAUGUAGAUUAGCUGGUAAAUGGGAUAUCUGAUUAGUGCCUCAAGGGAAUAAGUUCAUCUGGUUUGGUUAGUGAUCAGUUAGUGUGCCAUCUUCACCUCAUGUACCUGUUUGUUUCACUCUUCUAGUGAGAUGGGUCUACCAAUGUUCACAUGAAGAAAGAUUCUCUGGUAGUAUGUCCGUCCUACGGAUGCACCCCCUCUCCUUUUCAAGCCCCCAUGAAGUGCGCUGCCCGUUGUAGCCAAUUUAACAUGGUGGCCGUACCUGGAAUUGCAGCGUCUUGUGAUGCCUUAAGGCCUGAAAAGACUUACAUUGGGAAAUAGACAUCUAUAAAUCAGCAAAUACUUAAUUUUUUUUAGGUAAAUCACAUUCCUGAUAUGAACACUUAAACACUUUUAAAAAAAAUAAUUAGGUCCUUAAAGUUGUCAAAUGCGAUUAAAGCUGAAUUCAGAGAUAUUUUAUAGACAUAGUGAACGCGGAUCAGAGCCACUGGACGCUGGCUCCAAGCGCCAUCCUCUUUAGGCCCAAGAACAUGGCAGAUUCGGGUACUUUUACACACUGAAGUCUGACUUUUUUACCAUUCUUUAAACGUCCUUAUUUUAGAAAUGACAUUUUAUACCUAAACUCUUAUGAGAAUCUUUGAGCGUUUGUUUUUUUCUAACAGUGGCCCUAAUCCUGUUAAAGGUCUGCGUAUGAGGUGCUCAGGAAAAAACAACUGAUUCCAAAUAGGAAUUGAUGUUUUGCCGAGAUAAAAUAAAAAACGGACCACCUCUGAUGUAAACAGCUUCUGUGGAGCUUUAGAGUCUGUGUGAAGUGAAGUUUUCUUCUUUUGUCCAGUUCAGAGGCGCUACCUGCUGUCAAAGAUCUCAAGGUUAGCCACAAAAAAAAAA